Messenger RNA from Prorocentrum cordatum, 2529 nucleotides. The record is from the annotation of a GenBank genome assembly. Lineage: Eukaryota; Dinophyceae; Prorocentrales; Prorocentraceae.
AUGCUAGGUCCGUCCGCGACAGAGACGUCGGGUCACAUUGGUGCCCGGCGCUCUGGCGCGGCGGCGGGCUUCGUGCAGGUUGGCGGGCUCGCCGCCCACGCGUGCUUCGGCGAGCAGCGGCGCGGGCGCAACUUUCGGGCUGCGUGGGCCCCGCUCGCGCGCGAGUCCUUGGUCAAGGAGGCGCCCGCGGUGCGCGUUGACGUCGCGCAGCGCCUGGAGGAGAUGGAUCUCCAGGGGCCCCCUGCGACCCUGUGGCCCAGGCCGGGCGCGCGCGCGGCGUGGGAUCGGGCGCGCCGUCUGCGCGGCGGUGUCGGGUGCGCGCGAGUCGACGCCCUGGCGGGCGAGGUCGCGAAGCUGGAGUGGAUGGGGCUGGCCGGUCCGAUCGCGCGCGCGGACCUGCGCGAUUGGUCGCCGUUGGGCGUGCCCUCUGCUGCCGGCGCCAACGCGCUUGCGCGGGGCGAAUGGCGCUUGGCCUGCGAUGCCCCGCGCGCGCCCAGCGCGGUGAGCCUCGCGAUGUUGCCUUUCGGCAUCCUGCGAGUGGGCGUGGACGCGCGCCCGGGCGGCCGCGGGGCCCACUCCGGCAUGCUCUGUGACGAGGGCUGCCGCGAGGAUUGGGCCGGAGAGGCAAGCGCGGGCGCGGUGGACUUCGCGGCGCGCGCUUUUCCCGCGCGCGCGGGGGGUGGGCGCGCCGCUCAUUGCCUGCGCCCGACGGGCGUGGCGGCGCUGAGGCUCUGCCCCGAGCUGCUGCUGGGGGGCUCGUUGCCUGAGCGCGACCGCUGCGUCGAUUCGGUCGCGAGGGGCGACGUCUUCUCGCUCGCCUGGGCGAGCCCGCCGGGCUGGCGCGACGCCUCAAUGCCUCGUGCAGCGCAGAGUUCUGUGACGACGUGUUUCUUUAAACGCGCCCGCGCUGGCGAGGGCGACGCCCGCGGCUGGGCCAACCGGGCCCGUGCUGGCUCUGGUGAUGACGCCAACUUGCGUUUCUUGCAGUUCGCUUUGGCGUCGCUGGUGCCGCCCGCGCCCUCGCGCGCGACGUUGGCCGCGCGGCGUCGGCGUGCCCGCGCGCGGCAAUUCAUUGCGCGCGUGGUCCGCGCUCUGCUCGGUGGCGCGGCGAUUGCGGACCGCGAGACAGCGUGCGAGCGCCCCCUUGUUUUCCUGGGCCUGCAGAUCGCGGCGCCCGCCCAGGGCGCGCGCGCUCGCGUCGGGCGCGCGCGCCCUGGCCCGCGCUGCCCGGUUGAUCGCUGGGGCUUCCGCGCUCGCCCAUCCGCGGGCGGGCGCGCGAGGUGGCUCGAGCGGUUUCGCGCCGCCCUGGCAGCGAAGGUGCUGGCCGCUGAGCAUCUCCGCGGUCAGAGCGCCCCGCGCGAGUUUAAGGCGCCGCGCGCCCUCCGUGCUUGCUUGGCGAGGAUUCUGCUGUUGCGCGACCGCGUCAGCCCGCGCCCCUGGCUCUUCCUCCCGCGAGGCGCGGCCGCCUUCCGGAGGCGCUACGGGCCGCGCGUCUGGAGGCCGCGCGUGCGACGGCCCUCGCGGGCGGGGCUCCGGCAUCCUUCUGCGCGUGGCCCAGCGCCCCGCGCAAUUAGUUUUCCGUUCGCCGGCGGGGUUCUCGGCGAGCGCGACGACGACGUGCUGCCGCCCCCCCCGCCUGAGCUCGCGCGGUGGGCCGCGCAUUUUCACGGCCGCAAAAGGUUUGGCAAUUGCGAGGCGCGGGUCCUCAAGGCCUGCAGGCUAUUGCGCCGUGACUACAGUGCUUUCGACGGCGCGGGGGCGAGUGGCGCGCGCGCCGCCGCGCUUGAGCGCCUGCGCGACGAGCCGGCGCCGAAGCCCGCGAUCGACCAUCGGCUCUUAGUCGACGUGUUCGGGCGCGCCCCCGACGAGGCCGCCGGGCGUCUUUUCGUCGCGGCUCUCGCGUUCGUUCUUAGAGUGCCGCCAGUGGGCCUCGGAGUCGAAAAGGGAGACCCCCGCGUGGCCGCGUCCUUCUCCUGGUCUGACGAGGAUUGUCGCGCGCGCAAGGUGGGCGCCGUGCCGUUUGCGCACCUGGUGAGCGGGUGCGUGCCCGGCUUGGUGCGGCGGCUCGCCCAGCGAUGGGGCGCUGGCAGCCUCGCAGGGGCGGUCGCUACAGGGCGGGCGCUGCGGUUGUGCCAGGCCCACGCGCUCUUUUGCUUCGCGGGCGCAGAGCCGCUCGUAGUCGUGCCGCUGCGCCUCCGGGUCGUGCUGCUGGCCCGCGCCUCGCGGCGCCUCGGGCGCGAAGCCCGCCUGCGCCUCGAGGUCUCCGCGUCGGCCGCCCGCUCCGCCCGCUCCGCCCGCUCCUGGUCCAGCGGCCCGUUCUCGUGCCCAGUGCUGCCCAAGCGGGGCCGGUGCUUCGCCUGCCGCCAUGCCGUGUCCGCGGAGCGCGCGCCUGACAGGCGCCGCGCGUGGCAGGCGACGCUCCUGCGCAGGAUCGCGCCUCCGCUCGGCCGGCUCCGCUGGACCACCGCCUCGAGGGCAGCCUCUGGCGGCUCCAUUCUGCCCACUUCCGGGCGCGCCGCCGUGCGCAAG